Fomitiporia mediterranea MF3/22 is the source of this 1095-nucleotide messenger RNA. Its product is annotated as NAD-binding protein. The record is from RefSeq and is a predicted model, not a curated record. Gene Ontology annotation, molecular function: oxidoreductase activity, acting on the CH-CH group of donors, NAD or NADP as acceptor. The transcript has 5 exons. Bases 1 to 1095 code for a protein of 364 amino acids. Lineage: Eukaryota; Fungi; Basidiomycota; Agaricomycetes; Hymenochaetales; Hymenochaetaceae.
AUGUCCACAUCCAGUCCUACUUCCGCUCGCGCCGUAGUUCUUCAGAAUUAUGUCUCAGCUGAACACGAUAUUGACCUCUCCUUCUCACCUUCUGGGACCUUCGCAGUAAAGGAGACCCUUAUUCCUAAUCCACUUCCAGAGGACUCUCUCCUCGUUCAAACGAUCUAUCUCUCCAACGACGCAGGCCUCCGCCUCCUUCUAGCAGAGUCUAUAAAGUUCGAGCGUGAAGAUAUAGUCCCGCUUUCACUUGGCUCGCCCUUCCCGAUGUUUAAAGCGAUUGGUCGUAUCGUUCGAGUUGGUGGCAAUGACGAGAACGGACCACACAAAGUUGGCAAUAUUGUUGAGAUAUUCCAGUCUUACUGGGCAGAUUAUGUCGUUGUGAAGAAAGACAAGGCAAGACCGAGAAAGGAAAUACCCGGUAUCAGCAUCAGUGCUUAUCUAGGUAACCUUGGAAUAUCGGGCGCAACAGCAUACUGGGCACUGAAGGGUGUGCUGAAGCUGAAGGAGACUGACACGCUUGUUGUAAGCGCAGCAGCAGGAGCCGUCGGGAAUGUAGCCGUUCAAUAUGCAAAGAAAGUCAUGGGUGUUAAGCGUGUCGUUGGAAUUGCUGGUACAGAUGAGAAAUGCAAGUGGCUGAAGAGUAUUGGAGUGGAUGAAGCUGUCAACUAUAAGAGCCCAACGUUUGUUGAAGAACUCAAGAAAGCAACUCCCGAUAAGGUUGACUCAUUCUUUGAUAUCGUUGGCGGGACCGUGCUAGAUGAGGUGAUGAUGCUUAUGAAGCCUCACGGGGUCAUAUGUGCGGUGGGACUCAUGGCUCAUAUGAAAGACGCACAGGCACCUGUAACUAUGCGCAACUACGGGCAAAUACUCGUCAACAGGUUGUUACUGAAGGGUUUCACGCUCAAUGACUACUUCGAUCGACUUGGAGAGGCUGAGGAGGCGCUCGCUUCAGCUGUGGUCGCAGGAAAGCUCGUGUUGGAUGGAGCGGAGACUGUCGUUGACAUCCACGGAAAAGUCGAGGAAAUACCAAGAGUGUGGAACGGAUUAUUCACGGGCGCGAACACCGGAAAGCUGAUCACAAAGCUGGCAGAGUGA